AUGGAGUUCUUCGACAUAGACGACUCCGAGAGUCCAGAGUACCAGCUCCCAACCACCUCAAACAUCAAAAAAGUCACCAUGAAAGGCACGAGUCCAAACAAAGUCACGAAGAAAACUCCUAUCUCAUCGCCCAGCCGCGCCUUGAAAAACUCGCCAGUCCCAAAAACCAAGGCCGAGAUCCAGCCCUACGACCAGCUCGUGCUAGAUCUCCGCGCACGCAACCCACCAACCCCCUGGAAGGAGAUCGAAACGUUGUACCGCGACGCUGGCGGAAUCACGACAGGACAUCUGAAUCUCAAAGUCCGCAUUGGCUUACUGGAGGCGCUUGAGGAGGAGAUGACGGAGACUGAGAUUCAAGAUCUGAUAGCCGCGAAGCAAGCUGUUGAGGAGGAGUUCCAGAAACAAGUUUGGGGACUUGUUGCUGAGAAGUUGAAGGUUGAGAAGGGAAGGGAGUGGAAUGCUAAGUUUUUGAAGAAUACUUGCGAUGGACUGAAAAAGGGUACUUUGUAG
Glarea lozoyensis ATCC 20868 is the source of this 510-nucleotide messenger RNA. RefSeq lists its product as uncharacterized. The record is from RefSeq and is a predicted model, not a curated record. The coding region runs from base 1 to 510 and encodes 169 amino acids. The transcript has 3 exons. Lineage: Eukaryota; Fungi; Ascomycota; Leotiomycetes; Helotiales; Helotiaceae.